AUGUCUUCUGGCAACGAUAACAACGACAACCUCGGUCGCGUUCUGAAGUUCUCGCACCCCUGGGUACCUAAUCCCAACACACCUCGAUGCCAUGUACACCCGUUGCUAAUAUGUAAGUAUAUAGCCAACCUCGUUGGAGGUCUCGGUGAUACCCUAGGAAAGACCGUGGGCGGACUCGGAGACACCGUCGGAAGCACUGUGGGUGGACUCGGACAGACUGUCGGCGGCGCAACCCAGGGUCUAGGCAAGACUGUCGGCGGUGCUACUGAAGGCCUGGGCAACACCACCCGGGGCGUCGGACAGUCGACUGGAGAUAUCCUCAGCAGCAUCAAUGGCGACAGAUCGGGUGCGAAUGCUGAGCGCAAGUAA
Aspergillus niger is the source of this 369-nucleotide messenger RNA. RefSeq lists its product as uncharacterized. The record is from RefSeq and is a predicted model, not a curated record. The coding region runs from base 1 to 369 and encodes 122 amino acids. NCBI's taxonomy places the organism in Eukaryota, Fungi, Ascomycota, Eurotiomycetes, Eurotiales, Aspergillaceae. The transcript is spliced from 2 exons.